AAAUACAACCAGUACAUACGGCCGGUGGAAAAUGUGUCUGACCCUGUCAUUGUGCAGUUCGAGGUGUCCAUGUCACAGCUGGUCAAAGUGGAUGAAGUCAAUCAGAUCAUGGAGACCAAUCUGUGGCUGAGGCAUAUCUGGAAUGACUACAAACUAAGAUGGAAUCCAAAAGAUUAUGCAGGUGUGGAGUUUAUACGAGUCCCGUCUAACAGGAUUUGGAAGCCAGACAUUGUGCUUUACAACAAUGCAGUGGGAGAUUUCCAGGUGGACGACAAAACAAAGGCCCUGCUUCGUUACAACGGUGAUGUCACCUGGAUCCCCCCAGCCAUAUUCAAGAGCUCCUGCAAGAUCGAUGUCACUUACUUCCCCUUUGACUACCAAAACUGCACCAUGAAGUUUGGCUCCUGGACAUACGACAAGGCUAAGAUCGAUCUGGUGCUCAUUGGCUCCACAAUCAACCUUAAAGACUUCUGGGAGAGCGGCGAGUGGAUGAUCAUUGAUGCGCCAGGCUACAAACAUGACAUUAAAUACAACUGCUGCGAGGAGAUCUAUACGGACAUCACUUAUUCUUUAUACAUCCGCCGUCUGCCGCUUUUUUACACUAUUAACAUGAUCAUCCCCUGCCUCCUCAUCUCCUUCCUCACUGUGCUGGUCUUCUAUCUCCCAUCUGACUGUGGUGAGAAAGUCACUCUGUGUAUUUCUGUCCUGCUGUCUUUAACUGUCUUCCUUCUCGUCAUAACCGAAACAAUCCCCUCCACCUCGCUCGUCAUCCCUCUGAUUGGCGAAUACCUCCUCUUCACCAUGAUCUUUGUCACCCUCUCUAUCGUCAUCACUGUUUUUGUGUUGAACGUGCACUACCGCACGCCAAAGACCCACACAAUGCCCUGCUGGGUGAGGACUGUCUUCCUUGGACUCCUGCCUAAAGUGAUGUUCAUGACCCGGCCAGAGAGGGACCCCGAGAAGGUGUCAGUGGCCGGCAGUGUUCAUAUGAUGCACUCAAGGCCCUGCGCCAUUCAUUCCUCAAGUACCUUACAGAAGCAGCACAAACCUCAGGCCCUGGCCUCCAGCGUGGUCUCCACCCUGACGAAUCGCCACCGGCUUUUCAACAACACAGAGCUCUCCAACCUCAAUAACUUAAGUGGAGACUCGGGCAAAAGUGCAGGCUCUGCGUUCCUGUGCCGUGAGGGACACUGCAACUGCUGCUGGCACCAGAGAUCCAGCAAACUGCCUGCAGACUCAGGAGGAGGGAGCGGAGGUCUGGGCAGCCUGGGGGCACUGACUGGAGGAGGCAGUGCUGUCGGAGGGGAGAGUCAGUGUUCCAGUUCAGAAUCUCUAGAUGCAGGAUUAAUGACGCUGUUGCCACUUUCUCCUGAGGUCAGAGAGGCCAUUGAAAGCGUCAAAUACAUCGCAGAGAACAUGAGGCUGCAGAAUGAAGCGAAGGAGGUUCAGGAUGACUGGAAGUAUGUGGCCAUGGUUAUCGACAGGAUCUUCCUCUGGGUUUUUGUGCUUGUGUGCAUCUUGGGAACAGCUGGCCUCUUCCUGCAGCCUCUCCUACUUGGAGAAGACGUUUGAAUCAAUGAGACAAAACAAAUACUCCAGACUGUUGAACGAGAUGGCACUCAUUCCAUGUAAGACUCUCAACCUGGCUCAGAGAGAGAAAACAGAGCAGGUCCAAAGGAAGGAAGAAAAAGUGACAGU
Cheilinus undulatus (humphead wrasse) is the source of this 1698-nucleotide messenger RNA. It is a transcript of the gene chrna3, whose product is annotated as cholinergic receptor, nicotinic, alpha 3. Lineage: Eukaryota; Metazoa; Chordata; Actinopteri; Labriformes; Labridae. Gene Ontology annotation, cellular component: neuron projection; synapse; postsynaptic membrane. Gene Ontology annotation, molecular function: acetylcholine-gated monoatomic cation-selective channel activity; transmembrane signaling receptor activity. Bases 70 to 1572 code for a protein of 500 amino acids. The transcript has 5 exons. The record is from RefSeq and is a predicted model, not a curated record. Gene Ontology annotation, biological process: nervous system process; chemical synaptic transmission; signal transduction.